CGGUGCAUUCUGGGGAGUGUGGUUCGCAGCCUUCAGGGGACUGGGCGGCUGAGCAGGCGAGCGAGCUUAUAGCUCCGACGCUCGCGGCUGGCGGGGUUUUCGCUGGGCGCUCUUUGGAGGCGCAGGUGCUGUCAGGGCUGCUUUUCGUGAAAACGCUGUGAGCACAAGAAGGUAGUUGGAAUCCCCUAACGAUGGAUAAAUUCGUCAUUCGAACGCCUAGAAUCCAGAAUAGCCCACAAAAGAAAGAUCCUGGAGGAAAGAUUUACAAGCAGGCCACGAUUGAGUCUCUGAAGAGAGUUGUGGUUGUAGAAGACAUAAAAAGAUGGAAAACUAUGUUGGAGCUUCCUGAUCAAAGCAAAGAGAAUCUAGUUGAGGCCUUACGAGAAUUAAAGAAGAAAAUACCCUCCAGGGAAGUGUUAAAAUCAACAAGGAUAGGUCACACUGUGAACAAGAUGCGUAAACAUGCAGAUUCAGAGGUGGCUUCUCUUGCCAAAGAAGUUUACACUGAGUGGAAAACGUUCAUUGAAAAACAUUCGGAUAGACCUUCUAUUGAAGUUCGAAGUGAUCCCAAAACUGAGUCACUUAGGAAAAAUGCCCAGAAAUUACUCUCAGAAGCCUUGGAAUUAAAGAUGGAUCACCUACUGGUUGAAAAUAUUGAGCGGGAAACGUUUCAUCUCUGCUCCCGCCUCAUUAAUGGGCCAUACCGGCGGACGGUGAGAGCUCUGGUCUUCACAUUAAAGCACCGAGCUGAAAUCCGGGAGCAGGUGAAGAACGGCUCGCUGCCCGUCGGCACGUUUGUACAGACCCACAAAAAGUGACCCGAGGACGGUUCCAACCCUGGGCUGGGCAGAGAGGAAAAUGGGCCUCUCUCUGCCAUUCAAAGACUCUUUUGAGUCUGGGUGAUGGCUGGUGCUGGCUGUGCUAAAUUUUCCCAUGGUGCCAUUCCUUCAGACAGAGGAUGCGGGGAGCCCUGGGAGACAGGCCUGCGGGAACCUGCUUCAUUAGCCACCACGCGCUGGUGCUGCCUAACAGGAUGCACGCAGGCUGUCACUAGGAAGCGCCAUACGAUUGCCAUCACCCAACACAGUGAAAGGGUGACGGAUUUCACUGUGAGCAUGCCAAGGACACCUCUAAACUUCCCCCAUGUCAGGCAGAUGAAGUUAACACUGUAUUUCGCCACCCUGCAGGUAACUGAAACUCAAUUACCGCUGCUGCUCACUCGGUUCCAUCCCCCUGAGUUUAGACAGCUCCGGUGCCUCUCAGAACUCCCUGUCUGUUCUCUUUGCUCUACCCCAGGGGUGAGCCUGCCAGAGCCCGCCGACCAGCCCUGCUUUCCAGAGCUCACUUAUCUGAACGGUUCAGCUCUCCCUGGAAGACCUUCUGUGUGGGUCUCCGGAGCCCCCAUGCUGAGGCCUCUAAUGAGCAACUGGCCCAAAGCCUCCCCACACCUCGGGGUUUAUUUGAAUACGCUGGCUCUGGUUUAGGACUCUGUAGAACAUACAUAAUGAAAUUUCUUCUGCAAUGAAUUACUGUGGUAAGAAAAAAAUGCAUAUUUUUAAAAAAGUGAAAUACCUAUGUACAGGCCUGCUCAAAGAAUGAUGUAAAUGAUAUUUGCCUUUUUUAAAGUACUAUUAAACUGAGACUUGUGUUCUAAAACAAAA
Molecule: messenger RNA, 1661 nt
Organism: Marmota monax (woodchuck)
Lineage: Eukaryota; Metazoa; Chordata; Mammalia; Rodentia; Sciuridae
Gene: Tceanc2
Product: transcription elongation factor A N-terminal and central domain containing 2
Exons: 5
Coding region: 192-818 (208 amino acids)
Biological process (GO): DNA-templated transcription
Cellular component (GO): nucleus
Source: RefSeq, a predicted model, not a curated record